CUGGGAAGGGGGAAUCCCGCCCCGCCCCUUCCGCGCUGCGCCGGGGCGCAGCGCAAAUAUGGCGGCGGCUGGCACGGGCCGGUGAGGCGGUACCGGGCGGAGGCUUUAGGGUGUCAUGGGCUGUGGCGGCGGCACCGCCCCCGCGUCUCCCUGAGCGGGGCGGCAUCGGGUGGCCUCAGCGCUGAACCGGGAGAUGGACGAGAGCGGUGAGCUGGGCGGUCUAGAGACCAUGGAGACCCUCACGGAGCUGGGUGACGAGCUGACCCUGGGGGACAUCGACGAAAUGUUGCAGUUUGUCAGCAAUCAAGUGGGAGAAUUCCCUGACUUGUUUUCAGAGCAGCUGUGUGGCUCCUUCCCUGGUGGAGGUGGCAGUGGCAGCAGUGGAGGUGGUGGCAGUGGCAGCGGAAAUGGCAGCAGCAACAGCAGUGGCAACAAUGGCAGGGGCAGCAGUGGUGGGGCCGUGGAACCCUCUGUGCAGCGGUCCUUCAGCCAGGUUCCAUUAUCUUCCUUUUCACCUCCGGCUCCUUCACCCCAGGCUCCAGCCCUGCAAGUCAAAGUCCCUCCUACCACAGUUCCUACCCCACCAAGGACAACGCCUGUUCUCCAGCCUCGACCCCAGCCCCAGCCCCAGCCUCCAGCCCAGCUGCAGCAGCAGACAGUAAUGAUCACCCCAACAUUCAGUACUGCACCUCAGACGCGGAUCAUUCAGCAGCCUCUGAUAUACCAGAAUGCAGCCACCAGCUUUCAAGUCCUUCAGCCUCAAGUCCAAAGCCUGGUGACCUCCUCCCAGGUGCAGCCAGUCACCAUCCAGCAGCAGGUGCAGACAGUACAGGCCCAGCGGGUGCUGACACAAACAGCCAACGGCACGCUGCAGACCCUGGCCCCCGCCACUGUGCAGACAGUCGCCGCGCCCCAGGUGCAGCAGGUCCCGGUCCUGGUCCAGCCUCAGAUCAUCAAGACAGAUUCCCUUGUUUUGACCACACUGAAGACAGAUGGCAGCCCUGUCAUGGCUGCAGUCCAGAACCCGGCCCUCACUGCCCUCACCACCCCCAUCCAGACAGCUGCCCUUCAAGUUCCAACCCUGGUGGGCAGCAGUGGCACCAUUCUCACUACCAUGCCUGUGAUGAUGGGGCAGGAGAAAGUGCCCAUUAAGCAGGUGCCUGGGGGCGUCAAGCAGCUCGAGCCCCCCAAAGAAGGAGAGAGGCGGACAACACAUAAUAUCAUUGAGAAGCGAUAUCGUUCCUCCAUCAAUGACAAAAUCAUCGAGUUGAAGGAUCUGGUCAUGGGGACAGAUGCUAAGAUGCACAAGUCUGGCGUUCUAAGGAAGGCUAUUGAUUACAUCAAAUACUUACAACAGGUGAAUCAUAAACUGCGUCAAGAGAACAUGGUACUAAAGCUGGCAAAUCAGAAAAACAAGCUCCUAAAGGGCAUCGACCUAGGCAGUCUGGUGGAUAACGACGUGGACCUGAAGAUCGAUGACUUUAAUCAAAAUGUCCUUCUGAUGUCCCCCCCAGCCUCUGACUCAGGAUCUCAGGCUGGCUUCUCCCCGUACUCCAUUGACUCUGAGCCUGGAAGUCCUCUUUUGGAUGAUGCAAAGGUCAAAGAUGAACCGGACUCUCCUCCUGUAGCCCUGGGCAUGGUGGACCGCUCUCGGAUUCUGCUGUGUGUUCUCACCUUCCUGGGCCUCUCCUUUAACCCCCUGACUACUCUGCUGCAGUGGGGAGGGGCCCAAGACUCAGACCAGCAUCCAUACUCAGGCUCUAGCCGCAGUGUGCUGUCACUCGAAUCAGGUCCUGGGGGCUGGUUUGACUGGAUGAUGCCAACACUGCUCCUGUGGUUGCUAAAUGGUGUGAUUGUCCUGAGUGUCUUUGUGAAGCUGCUGGUCCACGGGGAGCCAGUGAUCCGGCCACACUCACGCCCCUCAGUCACCUUCUGGCGGCACCGGAAGCAGGCAGACGUGGACCUUGCCAGGGGGGAUUUUGCAGCUGCGGCGGCCAACCUACAAACCUGCCUGUCGGUUUUGGGUCGAGCACUGCCCACUUCCCGCCUGGACCUGGCCUGCAGCCUUUCCUGGAAUGUGAUCCGCUAUAGCCUGCAGAAGCUGCGCCUGGUGCGCUGGUUGCUCAAGAAAGUCUUCCAGCGCUGGCGAGCCACCCCAGCCACUGCAGCUGGCUUUGAGGACGAGGCUAAGAGCAGUGCGCGGUAUGCAGCCCUGGCCUAUCACAGGCUGCACCAGCUGCACAUCACAGGAAAGCUCCCUGCAGGGUCCCCGUGCUCAGAUAUGCAUAUGGCUCUGUGUGCCGUGAACCUGGCGGAGUGUGCUGAGGAGAAGAUCCCGCCAAGCACGCUGGUGGAGAUCCAUCUGACAGCCGCCAUGGGGCUCAAGACCCGGUGUGGAGGCAGGCUGGGCUUUUUGGCCAACUACUUCCUCAGUCGCGCUCAGAGCCUGUGUGGGCCCGAGCACAGUGCUGUCCCAGAUUCUCUGCGCUGGCUCUGCCACCCGCUGGGCCAGAAGUUUUUCAUGGAACGGAGCUGGUCAGUGAAGUCUGCAGCCAAGGAGAGUCUGUACUGUGCCCAGAGGAACUCAGCUGACCCCAUUGCCCAGGUCCACCAGGCCUUCUGUAAGAACUUGCUGGAGCGAGCUGUAGAGUCCUUGGUGAAACCUCAGGCCAAGAAGAAGGUUGGAGACCAGGAAGAAGAGAGCUGUGAAUUCUCCAGUGCUUUGGAGUACCUGAAAUUACUUCAUUCUUUUGUGGACUCGGUGGGGUUUGCAGCCCCGCCAUGCUCUAGCAGCUCUGUGCUCAAGUCAGCCCUCGGGCCAGACCUCAUCUGCCGCUGGUGGACAUCCGCAGUCACGUUGGCCAUCAGCUGGCUCCAGGGAGAUGAUGCGGCUGUGCGCUCCUGUUUCACGGAUGUGGAGCGUGUUCCCAGCGCCCUGGAAUUGACCGAGAGCCCCCUGGUGAAGGCCGUCUUUCAUGCCUGCAAAGCUAUGCACGCCUCACUCUCUGGGAAAGCUGAUGGGCAGCAGAAUUCCUUCUGCCAUUGUGAGAGGGCCAGCGGCCACCUGUGGAGCAGCCUCAAUGUCAGCGAGGCCACUUCUGACCCCGCCCUCAACCACGUGGUCCAACUGCUCACCUGUGAUCUGCUACUGUCACUGCGGACAGCACUUUGGCAAAAGCAAGCAGGUGCCAGCCAGGCCGUGGGUGAGACCUACCACGCAUCAGGCACUGAGCUGGCUGGCUUCCAGCGAGACCUGGGCAGCCUGCGCAGGCUGGCACACAGCUUCCGCCCAGCGUACCGCAAGGUGUUCCUGCACGAAGCCACCGUGCGCCUAAUGGCAGGAGCCAGCCCCACUCGCACACACCAACUGCUGGAGCACAGCCUGCGCCGCCGCACUACUGAGAACUCGAAGCAUGGAGAGGUGGACGCCUGGCCUGGCCAGCGAGAACGGGCCACUGCCAUCCUGCUGGCAUGUCGCCACCUUCCUCUCUCCUUCCUCUCCUCCCCGGGCCAGCGAGCCGUGCUUCUGGCCGAGGCUGCCCGCACCCUGGAGAAGGUGGGCGACCGGCGCUCCUGCAGCGACUGCCAGCAGAUGAUUGUCAAGCUAGGCGGCGGCACUGCCAUCGCAGCCUCCUGACAGCCAGGCAUGGCUCACCCCCUGCCUUUGUCUUACUGUCUCCCCCAGGACCCCUGUCUCCCAGACUGUCUCCCUCUGCUCUCCUCUUUGAGAGCUGUGGGGAUGGCCUCACCUUCUGAGCUGCUAGCAGCAAGGCUUUGGGACCACUGCAGGCCAGAGGGCCCGAGCAGAGUUCCCCAAGCUGUGAGACACCUUGGUGCAUGCUCUCGUGUGACCGCAGGCAGAUGGAGUGGUGCCCUCCCUGGGAGCCCCUCAAAGACCCUGCACAUCCCCCAUCUGCUUUCUCAUUUUUUACAGGCUUUCUCUCUGGAGGGCCAGGUCUCUGUGCCGUGGUACAGUGCCCAGCACACCCUCCCCCUUUUUAUAUGAGUGUUUUUAUACCUGUGUGCUUGGGUCUGCUGUGAUGCAGGGCAAAACUGCUGUGGCACCCUGUGUCUCCCCAGGUUUGCACCCUCCACUGUGUGUGACUUAACAGUAUAGUGUGCUGCUGUCAUUCCAUGGGACAGCAGGGAAGGAAGGAAGGAGCCCAGCCUGGGAGGUGCUUGGGAAGCAGAGGUAACCCUGGGUAUGGGUAAAGUAAUGUUGGCAUUAUUUUUUAAUUUUUUACAAAAAUAAACGGUAUCUUAUUUAAUUGUCCUGUUCUUCCCACUCCCCGCCCCCUGGGACAUUAGUCCAAGCUCAGGGUAGGCCCGGGGCUGGGGGGAACAAAGCCACCUCUUGGGCCUGGGGACCAGGGGUCUUCAGUACAGCUUGGUUGCCUCCUACCCCUACCCUAACUCCUACCUCCAUUGCAUAUUUUCAUUCCUAAUUCUUGUCUUGAAAAUGAGCCAAGGUAGCAGGGAACAGCCCCAACCCUCCCCAGUGACAUGCCUCUUCUGGCUGGGGGCCAGAACUGAGGUCCCUCCCCUUGAUGGGGGAUCAGGUCAGGAUCCCCUGGCACAGUGCCUCCCUGGUGAUUUCCCCCAGGGCUGCAGCCCUUGUGCCUCUGGAGGGGUACAGUACUUUUUAACCCUUGGAACUGCCAGGGGCAGGGGGUGGCUGCACAGCAGGGCACCCUUGGUCAGCUUGGACCCCACGCAUUCUGUCUCUCACCCCUUCCCCGCCACUGUAAUUUAUGCACCCUGCCCACUAGGGCAGUGCAGCCCUUGUGUCACAUGUAUAUACUGUGCCUUUUCUCCUUACUGGUUUUAUUUGGGGGGGUUGGUUUUUCACUGAAAAAGGGGAAUACAUGGACGGUUUUCUUAAUGUUCAAUCAUUACCAUGUCCUGGACAUUGGUUAUUCAAUAAACACCGAUUGGUACCAC
This is a messenger RNA of Octodon degus (degu), 4941 nucleotides long. RefSeq names its product sterol regulatory element binding transcription factor 2 (gene Srebf2). Gene Ontology annotation, molecular function: DNA-binding transcription factor activity, RNA polymerase II-specific; protein dimerization activity; RNA polymerase II cis-regulatory region sequence-specific DNA binding. Lineage: Eukaryota; Metazoa; Chordata; Mammalia; Rodentia; Octodontidae. Gene Ontology annotation, cellular component: nucleus. Gene Ontology annotation, biological process: positive regulation of transcription by RNA polymerase II; positive regulation of cholesterol storage. The record is from RefSeq and is a predicted model, not a curated record. Bases 194 to 3637 code for a protein of 1147 amino acids. The transcript has 19 exons.